ACGCACACACGUAUAUGUCCACACACACACACUUUCACACUUUCAGUUGUGCCUGGAGUGCGCUGGAGCAGGAACAAUCUCACUGGAUACUUUCACUGGAUGUCAUUAUAAUGGCUAAAAUCACCAGCAGUCUACAAGAUUUAAUUCUCACAUCUCAGGAAGCGAAACAGUUUGCCUACUCUCCGUACAGCAAGUUCAGGGUAGGAGCAGCUCUACUCACACACGAUGGAAGAGUCUUUACCGGAUGUAAUGUAGAAAACGCUUGCCUCGCUCUUGGCGUCUGUGCUGAGAGGGUUGCCAUCUCCAAAGCUGUGUCAGAGGGACAUCGAGAGUUCAAGGCCAUUGCUAUAGCCAGUGACAUGGAGGAUAAUUUUAUCUCACCGUGUGGUGGCUGCAGACAGUUCAUGAGGGAGUUUGGCCUGCAGUGGGAAGUUUAUUUGUCAAAACCGAAUGGCUCUUUCAUAAAGAUGACUGUAGAGCAGCUCCUUCCUGCCUCAUUUGGUCCUGAAGACUUGCAGAAGUGAAAAGUGAUUCCCACUAAGAAGAGACAUUAGAUUAUUUGACUGAAUGAAUAUGCUGGCACUUGAGAAUGAAAAUGUUGACUGUAUGUAGGCUUAUAUGUCAUCUUAUUAUUUAUAAGAUUAAUGUUCGCAGAAAUGUAUAAACACUGAUGUAACUGCUCAGUGGUACUUAAAUAAAGGAAAUAUUAUUUAA
Pangasianodon hypophthalmus (striped catfish) is the source of this 714-nucleotide messenger RNA. RefSeq names its product cytidine deaminase a (gene cdaa). The coding region runs from base 15 to 524 and encodes 169 amino acids. Gene Ontology annotation, molecular function: zinc ion binding; cytidine deaminase activity. The record is from RefSeq and is a predicted model, not a curated record. Lineage: Eukaryota; Metazoa; Chordata; Actinopteri; Siluriformes; Pangasiidae. Gene Ontology annotation, cellular component: cytosol. The transcript has 4 exons.